Molecule: messenger RNA, 1589 nt
Organism: Nannospalax galili (Upper Galilee mountains blind mole rat)
Lineage: Eukaryota; Metazoa; Chordata; Mammalia; Rodentia; Spalacidae
Gene: Gmds
Product: GDP-mannose 4,6-dehydratase
Exons: 11
Coding region: 195-1313 (372 amino acids)
Biological process (GO): GDP-mannose metabolic process
Molecular function (GO): GDP-mannose 4,6-dehydratase activity
Source: RefSeq, a predicted model, not a curated record
CGGCCCGGCCCGCCCCCAGCUCCACGCCCGGCCUCCACUGUGUCCUGUCAGACCGUGGCGGCCCGCGGCACUGCACGCUAUCCUUCUCUGUGCUGCAGCCCCGUGAGGCAACGAUUGAGCGCGCCCACUUCCCAGCCGGCCCGCGCCCGCUCCGCUCCGCCUUCUUCUCAGCCGCCCGCCAGCCCCGUAGCGACAUGGCUCAGGCGCCCGCCAGCUACCCCAGUUCCCGGGGCUCCGGGGACGGCGAUUUGGGUAAGCCCAGGAAGGUGGCCCUCAUCACCGGUAUCACCGGCCAGGAUGGCUCAUACUUGGCAGAAUUCCUGCUGGAGAAAGGCUAUGAGGUCCAUGGAAUUGUACGGCGAUCCAGUUCAUUUAAUACAGGCCGAAUUGAGCACCUGUAUAAGAAUCCCCAGGCUCAUAUUGAAGGAAACAUGAAAUUGCACUAUGGUGACCUCACUGACAGUACCUGCUUGGUGAAGAUCAUUAAUGAAGUUAAGCCUACAGAGAUCUACAACCUUGGAGCCCAGAGCCACGUCAAGAUUUCCUUUGAUUUAGCCGAGUAUACUGCAGAUGUUGAUGGAGUUGGCACCUUGCGGCUUCUGGAUGCAGUUAAGACUUGUGGCCUUAUCAACUCUGUGAAGUUCUACCAGGCCUCAACAAGUGAACUUUAUGGAAAAGUGCAGGAAAUACCCCAGAAAGAGACUACACCUUUCUACCCUCGGUCACCCUAUGGAGCAGCCAAACUCUACGCCUAUUGGAUUGUGGUAAACUUCCGGGAGGCUUAUAAUCUCUUUGCAGUGAAUGGCAUUCUCUUCAAUCAUGAGAGUCCCAGAAGAGGAGCUAAUUUUGUUACUCGAAAAAUUAGCCGGUCAGUAGCUAAGAUUUACCUUGGACAACUGGAAUAUUUCAGUUUGGGAAAUCUGGAUGCCAAACGAGACUGGGGCCAUGCCAAGGACUAUGUAGAGGCUAUGUGGCUAAUGUUGCAGAAUGAUGAGCCAGAGGACUUUGUCAUAGCUACUGGGGAGGUCCAUAGUGUCCGAGAAUUUGUUGAAAAAUCCUUCAUGCACAUCGGAAAAACCAUUGUGUGGGAAGGAAAGAAUGAAAAUGAAGUGGGCAAAUGUAAAGAGACCGGCAAAGUUCACGUGACUGUGGAUCUGAAAUACUACCGACCAACUGAAGUGGACUUUCUGCAGGGAGACUGCUCCAAAGCACGGCAGAAACUGAACUGGAAGCCCCGGGUCGCCUUUGACGAGCUGGUGAGGGAGAUGGUGCAGGCCGAUGUGGAGCUCAUGAGGACCAACCCCAACGCCUGAGCGACAAAGCGCCUUGCCAGUUCUGAGCCCACGACCCAAAAUCCAGCGACUCUUGCGACCCUGCGCCCUUGAGUGUCAUCCCAGCCGCUAGAGUUGAGGUUUGUAGCAGCCAGGAUGAGACAAACCGCAGCCGUAUUGAAGCCUCUUGACUGAAUGAUUUGGGGAAAUCAAGGUGUUUUAAUCACAUAGUCAUUUUACUCGAAAUUAUGUCACUAGACAAAUUUGGGGGCCUUCAGAUUGUUUUUCUCUUUUCUUAUUAAAUGAUCUUUCUAUGAA